AUGACAACCCCAAAUCUAAACCCAAUACCAGUAUUCCGACCUUCCAAAAAGCGCAAGAUUUAUAGACAGCGAAAUAAUGACGACGAGGAUGGAAAUGGAAUAGAACAAUCAAUGCCCGCAUCAACAACACCUGCACCAACACUUAUACCUACGGAACAGAGUUUGGAUGAAUUAAUCGCUUCGAGUUCCGUUCCUAUUAAAAGAGAGGAAGGAGAUGAAGAAGACGAAAAGGAACAACAAGAAGCUUUGAACAUAGCGGAAAUUCUGCGUCUGCGAAAACAACGGAAGAAAAUUGGAGGUGUAGAGUUUAGAGCUGAAUCUAAAAUGCGAGAGGGAAUGAAUGGUGAAGUGAAUGGAGAUGCGCUGGUCAAAUAUGAAGAAAAGGAUGCAGAAGAUGUACAGCCGGAUGGGGGACUUUCUUUGCGACGAUUUGCGCCGCAGAUGGGGGUUGUGGGGAGUGGUGUUGAUAAACAUAUGAUGGCAUAUAUAGAAUCGAAACUCGGACAUGAUUCUCAGAGUGCAAAUUCUCCAUUUACCAACCCACGAGCGGAAAGUUUAAAGGAUGAAUCAAUACAGCUAUCUAAAGAACUUCAACGAGCCCCUACUACCAUGGGUCGACUGCUCGAAAUCGACUUGGGAGAAGAAGCUAGAGUGAGGAAUGCGCAUCGAACGGAAAUGGCACGGAGAAAAGCAGCCGGUGAAACCAUCGAGCUUGAAGAAACUGCUCAACCUCCCUCCAAACCUCGUCUCGGUCGCGACGGCAAACCCUGGCGAGGUCGCAAAAGACGAGGAAGCGAUGAUAUCCAACGCGAUGCGCUCGUCGACGCCAUUUUACACGAAAACCGACUAGAAAUCUACGAGCCGGUCCCAACACCCUCUUCAACACAACAAGAAGGAUUAGCCAACGACGAAGAAGUCGCCGAGAAAUUCCGCAGAGAUUGGGAAGAAGCUAGUUCGCAUGCGACGUUGCAGAGACAAUUGACGGUGUCGCAGCGCGCGGCAAAGGAAAAGAAGAAACCGGGGCAGGAAAAGACGGAGGAGGAAGCGUAUAUGAAGGGCCCGAAGUUGGGGGGGAGUAGGAGUGCGAGGGCGGCGAUGAGGGAGUCGAUGUUGAAGGGGAAGGGGUUGAAGAGGUAG
Molecule: messenger RNA, 1137 nt
Organism: Sclerotinia borealis F-4128
Lineage: Eukaryota; Fungi; Ascomycota; Leotiomycetes; Helotiales; Sclerotiniaceae
Source: the annotation of a GenBank genome assembly